Messenger RNA from Punctularia strigosozonata HHB-11173 SS5, 2864 nucleotides. RefSeq names its product SPX-domain-containing protein. The record is from RefSeq and is a predicted model, not a curated record. Bases 52 to 2733 code for a protein of 893 amino acids. NCBI's taxonomy places the organism in Eukaryota, Fungi, Basidiomycota, Agaricomycetes, Corticiales, Punctulariaceae. Gene Ontology annotation, cellular component: fungal-type vacuole membrane; vacuolar transporter chaperone complex. The transcript is spliced from 14 exons.
CCGUUUCCUGAAUCCUACCUACCUCCUCGACCGCCUUUUCCUCCGCCCCCGAUGAAGUUUGGCAGGAAAAUAAAGGCCGACCUCUACGCGGAAUGGCGUCCGUUCUACCUCGACUACAACCUGCUCAAACGCGAGCUCAAGGACCGGACGACCGAGCACGGGUGGACAGAAGAUGAUGAGCGGGAGUUCACCGCCAUGCUCGAGCGGGAGCUGGACAAGAUCCACGAUUUUCAGAAGGAGAAGACCUCGGAACUGUCGCGACGCAUACGCGAUGCUGAGAAGGACGUCAAGCGGCUCGUUGCUGAAGACUACUCCUCCGAUAGCCCCGACCAAACCGCCCAGCAAUCCGUUCCGCCCGCCGCCGGGCCGCAGUCGACGGUCGCUGCUCGGCACCUUGAACAACCGUCCGACGCGGGCCAGUCAGGCGCUACCGUAGAUACGGAAGCGCAACAACAGUCAGAACCGGGGCUGCACCAGGACGCUGGCUCGGACGACGAAGAUACGACGGAUGAUGAGAACGCGGAUGAUAUCGUUUCAGUCGACGCUCUCGAAGACCAGUUCCAUAUCCUGGAAGAGGAGGUGGCGACUCUGGUCGCAGACGUCCACGACCUCGCUCUGUAUACGAAACUGAACAUCACGGGCUUCAUGAAGAUCUUGAAGAAACAUGAUAAACAAACUAAAAUGCCGCUCAAAUCUACUUUCAUUCAAGAGUACCUGGAAAAGCGCCCUUUCUACAAGUACAACUGGGACCGACUCAUCGUAAAGCUCUCUAAGCUGUACGACCUCGUGCGGACUCGUGGACAUCCGGUAGUAGGGGACUCGAGCGCAGGCGGUAGCCAGAGUGCAUUCGUGAGGCAAACGACGAAAUACUGGGUCCAUCCAGACAACCUUGUACAUUUGAAACUCGCGAUUCUGCGGCAUCUGCCGGUCUUGGUAUUCAAUACUGAGAAGGAGUUCGAACCCAAGGAUGCAGCCAUCACAUCCAUAUACUUCGACAACGAAGAACUAGAGCUUUAUCUCGGUCGGUUAGAGAAGACGGAGGGUGCAGAGGCGAUACGGCUCCGAUGGUACGGCGACGUCGACACGCAGACGAUUUUCGUGGAGCGCAAGACACAUCGCGAAGAUUGGACAGGCGAGAAGUCUGUCAAAGCGCGUUUCCCCAUCAAGGAGAACAAGGUCAACGCAUUCUUGAGGGGGGAGUAUACGGUGGACGCGGACUUUCAGGAACUCGUGACCAAGGGAAAGAAAACCCAGCAGGAGGUGGACUCGAUGAUCCAGUUGGCAAAUGAAGUGCAAUACGCUAUUCUGACGCGCAAGCUCCAGCCGGUAAUGCGCACGUUCUACAAUCGCACGGCGUUCCAAUUACCGGGCGACGCCAGGGUACGAAUCUCGCUAGAUACCGAGCUUACGAUGAUCAGGGAAGACAACUGGGACGGCCGAACGAGGUCAGGAAACAACUGGCGUCGAACGGACAUCGGCAUCGAUCAUCCGUUUGACCAGGUGGCGCCAGAGGACAAGGAGCUAUUCAAGUACGGCGUGCUGGAGGUCAAGUUGCAGACGCAGUACGGGCAGGAGCCCCCUCAGUGGGUCCUUGAACUCGUCAACUCGCACUUAGUGGAAGCAGUACCCAAGUUCAGCAAAUUCAUCCACGGCUGUGCCACACUGCUACCACACAGAGUAGAUCUGGUUCCGUUCUGGCUUCCUCAAAUGGACACGGACAUUCUGAAACCCGAUACUGGCGCGCUAUCUAUUUCCCGACCAGCAGUGACAUCAUCCCAAGGCAGCUCUGAGCCCACGCUUGGUACCAAUACGCCGAACAGGGAGGCUAAGCUGCCUGCCUACACGGAACCCGUGUCAGAAGGUGAAGAGGACGAGGAGAUAGACAUCGCCCCAGCCGACGACCACGACACCCAUAAGCGCACCGGGCUCACAAGUGCGGAAGUGGCCGCUGCUGCGUCCUUCCGCGAGCACCAUCUGAUGCAAGAGCGGGCCGAGGAACGGGAGAGGCGGGCCAAGCAGGAAGGCGCGAAGGCGAAGGAUUAUGCGCCGGAGGAGGCCGUUGAAGAGGAGGAUGCGGACGAUGAAGCGGACGACGAAAGGACGCCGUUCUUGAAGUCAGUGCGGAGAAAGAGCCAGGGUGCAGCAGCGAUUCAGAUCGGUCAGAACGGCGCUGCGGAGGAUCUUAGGCCGAGAGGGUUCAGCAUCGACCCGCUUGCGCCAUCCUCAGCCUUUGAUCAGACAUUGAGGGAUAGACUACAGAAAGAGCAGAAGAGCGGUGCACGUGACGACGAGGAUGAGGACGAGGACGAAGCGGAGAGUGCAUCGAGGCCCGCGGUAACUGGUGACGACCGAGUUCUUGAGAGGGGCUUUACGGCUCCAACCGGAAAGAAGAUCGCCGUGCCGGUGCGAAUCGAACCAAAGGUUUACUUCGCGUCCGAGCGGACUUUCCUGAAAUGGCUCAAUUUUGCUGUUCUGAUCGGGACGAUUGCAACAACGCUCCUUAAUUUUAUUCCUCCGGACGAUCAGGCGGGUUUGAUCAGCGCCGGGCUGUUCACACUCGCCGCUUUGCUUGCCAUCGCAUACUCGGCUGUAGUCUUUGUCUACCGCUCCAUCAAACUACGACGGCGAGAAGCUGACGGCUUGUACUACGACAAGUAUGGCCCGACGAUCUUGUGCUUUGUUCUGUUGGCGGCGCUGGCGACGAACGUUGGCUUGAGGGUAGCUCAGAUGUGAUCACUUACACGGACUGGAAUGCACUCCUUUCAUUUCUCAUGCUCUUAAUCGGGUUUACUCCGUACUCAACGACUCAGUUCAAUAAUUAUGCACCUGUUGAUUAGUGGUACAUUACGCAGACGGCGGUCCAU